Molecule: messenger RNA, 529 nt
Organism: Rhizopus microsporus ATCC 52813
Lineage: Eukaryota; Fungi; Mucoromycota; Mucoromycetes; Mucorales; Rhizopodaceae
Product: cytochrome b5
Exons: 4
Coding region: 63-434 (123 amino acids)
Cellular component (GO): intracellular membrane-bounded organelle; membrane
Molecular function (GO): heme binding
Source: RefSeq, a predicted model, not a curated record
AUUUUUUAAUGGCGUCAAUUUUUUUUCUUUCUUUCCUUUUUUUCUUGUACUAAUUAGUUCACAUGUCUGUCAAACUUUACUCUUAUGAAGAAGUUGCCAAACACAACAACAGAAAUGAUCUCUGGAUGAUCAUUGAUGGUAAAGUUUAUGACAUCACAAAGUUCCAAGAUGAGCAUCCCGGUGGUGAAGAGGUUUUGAUUGACGAAGGUGCAAAGGAUGCUACUGGACCCUUUGAAGAUGUUGGUCAUUCUGAAGAUGCUCGUGACAUCUUGAAGAAAUACUAUAUUGGUGAUGUCGACCCUGCUUCCAAGCCUAUCAAGGUAGCCAAACAAGCUGAACAAUUCGCUACUUCUGGUGCUCAGGGAAAUCCUCUUCGUAUCCUCAUUCCCUUGGCUUUACUCGCUGCCUGGGUUUACUUCAAGUUUAUUCGAUAAUUUCAUUUUUACACACACAUAUACAUAGAUGUCACUUUACUAAAUAUAAAAACCAGGAUUGAUUUUUACAUCUACUUUAGUACUUUUACAAAAGA